This is a messenger RNA of Cotesia congregata, 2055 nucleotides long. Lineage: Eukaryota; Metazoa; Arthropoda; Insecta; Hymenoptera; Braconidae. The record is from the annotation of a GenBank genome assembly.
AUGGACAAAAAGUCGAGAUACAACACGCCGCCCUCUGGCAACAAGGGCGCUGCUACUGAUUCUAAAAAAAGUCAAGAUGUCGCCAAUGGUAAAGUCUUCCCAAAGACCUCUAAGAAACGAGAAUCAACUGGAGCAAAUAAUUAUUCGAAAAAUGAACAACCUAGAAAGUCAAGUGUGCAAAAGGCAAGAGCUUUUGAUAAGAGACCAAAACCUAAAGGACAAUAUUAUGGCAGUAAUGAUGAAAUGGCCGAGAUGGGCUCGGUUAUGACCCCAGGAAGUAAAAAACAGAAUUUGAAUCAUCUGUUAAACUUUCACUAUGAACCACGUGAAAAUCGCUGUAACUAUGGAAGGUCGUCGAAGAAUUAUAAUAACAGCAAUCGUUGGUUACCACCUGUUCAGCGACAUAAAUACAAUAAAGAAUUAUUUCUCCAAGCAAACUGUCAAUUUGUGGUGAACUGCAGUGGGAAUUAUUCGAUUCAUCUGAUUGACCCAGAUACUUUGGUGGAUUGGGACCUGAUAGAGCAAAUUAAAGUACAAACAUCAGAAAAUCUCUCCUGUCCCAUUUGCUUGCAUUAUCCAUCUGCAGGAAAAAUGACACGAUGUGGACACGUUUACUGUUGGCCAUGUAUUCUCCACUAUCUCUCACUCUCCGACAAAUCAUGGCGCAAAUGUCCAAUUUGUGAUGAAUCUAUACACAAAUCAGAUCUUAAAAGUGUUGUUCAAGUAACUCACAAUCUAGUAAACAUCGGUGGUACUGUAAAACUUCGUUUAAUGCGUCGUAAACGUGGCUCUUUAUUGGCAAUACCAGUUGGUGAAAAUGAAACUUUGGAUCCAGUAACAUUUUUUUCUGCCUCUGAACAUCCAUCAAAUCAAAUUUACUCAAAAUUAUUGCUAGCUGAUUCAAAGGACAUCUUGGAAAUGAUACAACUCGAGAAAUUGCAGCUUGAAAUUGAAUUAAUGGACGAUCCACAGAGUUCUGAAUGCUGUUUCAUUGAACAAGCGCUUAAUGAACUUGCUUUGAGAGAAGAAAUUGUUUUGAAGCAGAAGAUAAAUGAAAAUCAAGACGUAGAAAAUCCUAUUGACGGUAAUUUAACUUUGGAGAGUGAUAAAGAUGUUGAUCAAGUUUCUAAUCAAUCUCAAAAUAACCAAAAUUUAUCAAAAUAUUUUUACUUUUAUCAAGCGGAAGAUGGUCAGCAUGUAUAUCUUCAUGCAAUGAAUGUUCGAAUGCUAGAGAUGCAAUAUGGCAAUCUAGAAAACAGCCCACAUUUGAUUGAAGGGAAACUUCUUGAAAGAGAAUCUGGAAGCUUCACCGAAGAUUUACGUAAACGAAUGCGUUAUCUAUGUCAUCUGCCAUUAACAUGCUCAUUCGAUAUCGUCGAAAUAGAAAUGAAAACACCACUAAUAUCAUCUGAAAUACUUGGUAUCUUUUAUGAUCAGAUUGAAGGAAGAAAAACCCGUCGGCAUCGCCGAGAACGUGAAGAGAAAAGGCGUGAAAAGAAAAUAACUGUUGAAGAAAAUAAACGAAUGGGAAAAUAUCCAACUCCGAAUGUUCAAAUUGGUUCACAUAAACACUUUCCAGAGUGGCAUCCAGAAUCACCGUCUUCAAGUUUAAAUAUUUCAUCACCGCUGGAGUCCAUAGAAGCGUUAAGUAUCGCCAGCAGUCCAACUCGCAAUUUAUGUGAGGACGAUAUAAUUGCAACGCAACAGUUUUCCAUGGAGGAAGCACAGUGUGAAGCUGGCCCUUCUUUUGCACAGAUGUUACGAAGUGAAGCCUUGAUAUCCAAUGAUUGGCCUUCUGUUAACGUGCAAAGAUCAUCAAAAAAUUCAGAAUCCGAAAUUCAUCAACGAAAAGUUGUUGUAUCUAAUGAGGACGAUUAUAUUGACAUGACAAUCCAGAAUCAGAGCUUGGGUGAUGUCCUUGCACAGGCACUGAAACAAUCGGAGCUACUUGACACUGCUAGUGGAAAUGAUGAGUUUGGGUCACGAAAAACUAAAAAGAAAAAGCGAGGAAAACAAACUGUGCUCUUUGCUUCUGGAAUGAAUCGAGACUCAUAA